Trypanosoma cruzi is the source of this 1272-nucleotide messenger RNA. RefSeq names its product mucin-associated surface protein (MASP), putative. The record is from RefSeq and is a predicted model, not a curated record. NCBI's taxonomy places the organism in Eukaryota, Euglenozoa, Kinetoplastea, Trypanosomatida, Trypanosomatidae. The transcript has a single exon. The coding region runs from base 1 to 1272 and encodes 423 amino acids.
AUGGCGAUGAUGAUGACUGGCCGUGUGCUGCUGGUGUGUGCCCUCUGCGUGCUGUGGUGCCUCACUGUUUUUGGAGCUGCAAGGGACAACCGCUGCGUUGAGGGUGAUGGGAACGUCUUGACGCACACGCAUAAUGGAGGAAAUAACGGACUGCGCCUGAAGGCGGAUUUCGGGUUGAUUUCCACCCGAAUGGGAUUAAUAAAGGCGGUUGAAGCUGGGGAAAGAGAAGGAGAAGAAUUAGAAAGUCUUGAUGCCCCAUUGGACAGUGUGGGAGGAAAAUCGCCUAGUAGUCUGCUGGCUGGUAGUGGGGACAAUGAAGCGCCUGGUGCAGGAGGAGGGCAGGGUGCUGCAGGUGCAGGAGCAGCAUCCCUGCCGUCUGGGCCUGGAGUGCCAGGGACAGGUGAUGAAAACAGGCAGUCACUUAUGGCUGGCCAAAAAGGGAAUGAAAAAAAUAACUUGGAUCCCGGCAGCAAAGAGCCAAGGGAGUCCCAAGACCAAACCACCGAUCAAUUGUCCUCUUCAUCUGGCAGCACUUCCACUCGUUCUGGUGAAAACCCCUCUUCGAUGGGUACAUCCGGCGUUAAACAAUUGCCCAGGGACACAGAGACAAAAGGAGAUGUUGACCCUCGCAAUAAUUCGGGCGAUGAUGAAGAGAGAGAAGAUGAAAAAACAGGAAGAGAAAAACAAAAAAAUAAAGCACAAACCGGGUCUCGCGAAAGUAAAAAUAAUGGAGGAGAAACAACACCACCAUUACUACCAUCAUCAGAGGGUGAAGAAAGCCCACUACCUGAUCAAGAAAACUCACAGAAUCCAAAAAAAAUAACGAACGAAGCCACGCCGUCAGGACCAACAAUGGAAUCAAAAGCACCGGAACAGCCUUCAGGGGAUGCUACACAAGGGCAGCACAGCCAUGACACGGACACAGAGGAUUCGACGAAGAAUGCAGCAACCGGCAGUCCAGCAGAACCAACAACCUCAUCUACCUCUACAAGUGGCAGCGGUGAUCAUGUCCAGAAUAAGGCAGAUAAGGAUGAUGCUCAAAGCUCUGAAGAACAACACGACAGCCUUGAAACUGGCAAUACCAACGUUGUUCCAGCACUCAGUGAGGCAGCACCACAAACAGCAAAAACAACCACAGCCAACACAACUUAUACGGUGAAUGCACAAAACAGUGACGGCAGCACCGCGGUCUCCCACACCACCUCCCCUCUUUUGCUUCUUCUUCUUGUUGCGUGUGCGGCGGCGGCUGCGGUGGCGAUCGUGUGGGUAUGA